This is a messenger RNA of Mytilinidion resinicola, 1223 nucleotides long. RefSeq lists its product as uncharacterized. NCBI's taxonomy places the organism in Eukaryota, Fungi, Ascomycota, Dothideomycetes, Mytilinidiales, Mytilinidiaceae. The record is from RefSeq and is a predicted model, not a curated record. The transcript is spliced from 3 exons. Bases 124 to 1137 code for a protein of 337 amino acids.
UAUGUCCUCUUUGACCUCUUUUCUACCAACAAGGGUGUUGACUUCAAUCCCAGAAUUUGUGUGAGCAACCCCUUGAAGAGAAGGCGCGAUUUUCCCGCACAUCUGAGAAGGGAAAAUGCGCCCAUGUCAUCCCAAACAGAUAGCCCUACCGCAAUUCCCUCUGGGUUCCCAUCUCUCAACGCUACGGAAGUUCUGAUCAUGUCAAGUGGGACUUUGAUAGGGACUGCCUUCGACAUACGAGAAUUUGGCCUCGCGUGCACCUCAACUUCUGCAAUACCGUCUUUCACCGCGUCGGUAUCGUCCGUUUCAACUACCGUAUCUUCGUCAGCGUCAACCAAAUCACCAGCUUCAUCGGCCUCUCAAGUAUCAUCGACCACGGCAACUCCGAUCACAUCUUCUACAUCGUUGAGCAUACCUCCCACACCGACGUAUAAACCUGUAGAAGGCCCCCUAUCAUGCAAUAAGGACAAGAUGAGCACGUGCCAACAGGGAUCUGUCAAACCAAACCAUGUCGACGAAGCCGCCAAGGACACAUGUACACAACUGCAAAACAUCGACUUCUAUCCUAAUAAUACACGAAUCAACGGUUACAGGGCAUAUGAAGGAGUGAGCUAUAACUUCUUCGUUGAGUGGGACAUGGGAUGUAUGAAUGAGCCUAGACACCACUUCGAUGAUAAUCUUGCAGUCUGUAAGGACAUGUUCAAAGCCAUGGUGUUCAACUGCCCAACUAAUCACGGCAGCGGUGGAAACCACACGGAAGGGUGUGUACGACUUGGAUUUGAGCCCACGUGUACGGACUCCCCGCCACCGAAGAUUACCGAAGGCCCACUGGUGUGUAACGAGAAGAGAACUUGCCCCACCGAUGCCCAAAGCGAGUCUGUAGACUACGUCGCACGGUCAUUGUGCGACUCGAACUACAAGAAUAAUGAGCUGUUCACACCCAAGGAUGGACGAUGGGAGGGCAAGACAACCAGAACUACUGCAUGGGGUGCUCCGACCCUAUAUAACGCUUACAUGGAGUGGGACACAAGCUGUACCGCUGAAACAGAGCAUAAACUUGACGGGGAUCCCGAGCACUGCAUGGAGAUGCUGACGGCGCCUUAUCAUAACUGCCCAAACGGGGGAUUUGGUGAAUGACUACUUCCUUCCCCUUCAGCGGCUUAAUCUUAUCUAAUCAUGUAUUAUUGUAGGUGGCUACCACUUAGAAGGCUGUGUUAAAUUCG